Molecule: messenger RNA, 467 nt
Organism: Harpegnathos saltator (Jerdon's jumping ant)
Lineage: Eukaryota; Metazoa; Arthropoda; Insecta; Hymenoptera; Formicidae
Product: odorant receptor Or2-like
Exons: 4
Coding region: 1-426 (141 amino acids)
Biological process (GO): sensory perception of smell; detection of chemical stimulus involved in sensory perception of smell
Cellular component (GO): plasma membrane
Molecular function (GO): olfactory receptor activity; odorant binding
Source: RefSeq, a predicted model, not a curated record
AUGGGGUCAGUCAGAUACGCGUGCAUGGUGAACGACCAAUUCGUGAAGAUAAUUGCUCUUCAGUUCGGAGUAAGCACGUUGGUAAUGUGUUCCAAUUUAUUCCAAUUGGCUAUAGCAACAAUUGACGCGAAUAUUGUGCCAUUGAUACUUUAUACGGCCUGCACUUUAUCACAGAUUUUUAUCUACUGUUGGUUUGGAAAUGAAAUUAAAAUUAAAAGUCUCCAAGUAGCGGAUAAUAUAUAUCGGAUAGAAUGGUUAGCACUUGAUAACAGCAUUAAAAAGAGUCUUUUAUUAAUUAUGAAACGCUCUGUUUCUCCUAUUGAAUUUACUACCGCAGUAGUCAUCACGAUGAAUUUGGAUUCGUUUGUAUCUGUACUUAAAGCGUCAUAUUCGGUUUUCAACCUACUCAAGCAUGCACGUGAAUAGAAAUAUGGAUAAAAAGAUUCACUAGAUUUGGGCGCUUUCUG